Prosopis cineraria is the source of this 1663-nucleotide messenger RNA. Its product is annotated as ribonuclease MRP protein subunit POP4-like. Gene Ontology annotation, biological process: tRNA 5'-leader removal; rRNA processing. The coding region runs from base 10 to 768 and encodes 252 amino acids. NCBI's taxonomy places the organism in Eukaryota, Viridiplantae, Streptophyta, Magnoliopsida, Fabales, Fabaceae. The transcript is spliced from 8 exons. Gene Ontology annotation, molecular function: ribonuclease P RNA binding. Gene Ontology annotation, cellular component: ribonuclease MRP complex; ribonuclease P complex. The record is from RefSeq and is a predicted model, not a curated record.
AAGGUGUCCAUGGCUGCAGAGUCAAUCACUCAAGAUUCAAGGAAACAGACAUUGGAGGCAUUGGAGAGAAGAUUUGCUGUUGCAAAAUUCUCUGUAGACAAUGAAGAAGGUGGUCCAACUUAUGCACAGCUCUCUCAGACUGUACAUGAAUAUCUGCUAGCUACUAAUGAGGAGUUUCUUGCUGGGAGAGAAAGUUCAGUAAAUGGUAUAUUACAUGAGCUUCUCCAGAGGGGAGAUUUGGCUCCAAAGUGCAUGCAAGGAUCAAGAAGCAUGAAAAUUGAUUACUGGAUCCUUCUUGAUAAUCUUGCACGAAGGUGUGGAGCAUCUACUGGUUCUUACAUUAGGGCUUUGCGAGUAAAUUCAAAACGAUCCAAGAAACACUUGUCUAAGAAACAACAUAAAAAGCAAGGAACAUUGGACCUUCCUCGAAAAUUCGACAAAUUUGAUAAUUUUAGGCCCAUGCAUGAAUUCUGGAAAGGUUACAUGCAACAGCUUCUUAAUGCGGCUGGGGAGAAUCAACUAGCUCAAUGUCUUCUUGAUGCGGAUCUACAUGGUGCCAUCAUUCUAGUUGUGGAGUGUAAAGUAAUUUCUUUUACUGGAGUUUGUGGCAUUGUGAUUCGUGAAACAGCAGAAACGUUUGGGGUAAUUACUGAAGAUAACAAAUUUCAAGUUGUUCCAAAAAAGAUUUCUGUAUUUGUAUUCCAUGUUGAUUGCUGGAAAGUCACUCUGCACGGGGACAAACUCACUUCAAGAAAAUUGGGACUAUGAUAUUUUGAUUUCAGGAAGAGUUUGUUUAAUAUUGGAGACCUUCUGCUCGAUCAAUCCGGUGUGGCGGAAUAACUCUUAAAAAUAGUGUUUCAGCAUGACUCAAACUUUGAUUUUUCCCGUUGUUGCCAAUGAUCUUAAAAGCUACUUUUAGCAUGUUGUCUUAUUUAGUGGUACUAAACUUGGUGUGUUUGGACCCGGUGGGGGUGCAUGGUGAGGCUAUGAGUUUCGAUAAUGUUUAUGAACAUAAUUGGGUGUUGGGGCAUAUGUGAGUACAAAAACAUAUGCUAAAAUAGGCAAUGGUAAAUAUGAACACCAACAAUGUCAAAUUUGCUCCAAAUUCAAGCUCACUUAAGACCUCAUAGGCACAUCAUUUUAGAUGUAAAGUCUUGGGAUGAAUACCACAUUGGUAAUGGAAGAACUUGGGGAGAGGAUCUUGACAAAGGGGGAUAGCAUGAGCAUUGAGUUUAACUCACAUUGAUAGUUGGCCACAACCAUCCAAUGUGGUGAUUCAAAUUGAUGGCGAGCGACAUGUGGAUGUGCUGUUGUUGAACGUGUUUCCCAGAGACUCCUUCAGCUUUCACACAUCUUGGUUUUUCGCCUCAGAUAUGUACAUGUAUGUCAGACCUAUAAUUUUACUAAAUAUAUGGGUGCUGAAGUAAGGAAGGACGUGUGUGUUUACAUAUAAUAGUGCAGUAGGUAAAGAAUAAAUUGCUGUCGGAAAGUGUUUAUUCUUAUUAUAUGAUCCGUACAAUAUUAUGUUUUGUUAGAAGUUUUCUGGACUGGAAUGCAUAGCAUUUGGUGUCAUGAUGGAAACAAUGAUGGCUGCCCGAUAUUGUUUGUGUUUGAUUUUCAAUUUAUAUUUUAAAAAAAUACAUUUGGAGGAUCCAACUUCACA